UUUUGAUCAAGAUAAGAGCAGUCUACGAAAAUGUCUUAGAAAACUUAUACUUUUGUGGUUUAUUGAAUUUUAUCGAGUCGUAUGGUAUUAAAAGUUCAUUGUUAUUAUCUACUAUAUUCAAAAAACUUCGUGUUAGGGUCAUAGUGCGCAUCCAUUAAGGCUACAACUUGGGCGUCCCAUUAAUUUUUUUACACUCUAUCCUAUAUAUAUAUGCAACAAAGGAAAUUAAAAUUUUCUGUCUCAUCUCUUUUUACGUCAAAAGCUGAACCAAUGGUGAAAAUGAAUCACGUCGAUGAAUCAAAAAUAAAACAAUUUCUAUCUAAAUAUAAUAAUCCAGAAGCUACACGAAAAGAUCUGUUUCAAGCACUAGAACAUUAUCGGAGCUUACAUUGGAAAGUGGAACCAUUUAUAUUCAAUGAUGGAUCUCGAAAAGAAUUGAUUAAUUUGCAAGGCACUAUACCUGUAGUUUAUAAAGGUAGCACUUACCAUAUACCAAUUUGUAUAUGGUUGAUGGAUACUCAUCCCAAUAAUGCUCCAAUGUGUUAUGUCACACCAACAUCGGAAAUGAGUAUUAAAGUUAGUAAUUUUGUUGAUCACAAUGGUAAAAUUUACUUGCCAUAUUUACAUGAGUGGACUCCUUUCAAGUCAGACUUGGGUGGUUUAAUUCAAGUGAUGAUAAUAACUUUUGGAGAGCAUCCACCUGUCUAUGCAAAACCAAAAACUGAACCAAUAAUAUCACAUAACUUAAUGAACUCACCGCCUUAUCCAAAACAACCUAUGAUGCCAUCUAUACCAGUUUUACCUCAGGGAGGAUUUUCAGCUCAGUCCCAACAUGGGUAUUCUUCAAGUGAUUUGCCAUACCCAAACUAUCCAUUUCCAGGUUCAACUCCAAAUUAUCUUAUGUCCGGAUAUUGUGCUGGUGGAUAUAAUAACCCUCCAUAUCCUGCAUCUACACCAGUACCUACAAGUUCAAGUGGAGGUACUGGAACAAUUACUGAAGAACAUAUAAGAGCUUCACUUUUGUCAGCUAUAGGAGAUAAAUUGAGACGGCGACUUCGAGAACAAUUUUCACAAUUACAAGCUGAACUGGAAACUUUACGACGAACCCAACAAGAAUUAUCCAAUGGUUCUGCUCGUUUGACAGAGUUAUUUACCAAGUUUCAAAAAGAAAAAUCAGAAUUGGAAAAGAAUGUCAAAAUCCUACAAGAUAAAGAAACUGAAUUAGAAAUAGAAGUAAAUAAGCUCUCUGAUAAUCAAUCGAUUGACGUUGAUGAAGCUGUUACUACAGUUGCACCUCUAUACAAACAAAUGUUGAAUGCUUUUGUGGAGGAGGCAGCAAUUGAAGAUGCAAUUUAUUAUCUAGCUGAAGGAUUAAGAAGUAGUAUCAUUGAUUUGGAUGCUUUCUUGAAACAAGUUCGACAAUUGUCUAGACGACAAUUUAUGCUUAGAGCACUUAUGGCACUUUGCCGACAAAAGGCUGGAUUAGCCAGUUAAAGAAGAUGAACAUUAUUUUCAC
Molecule: messenger RNA, 1516 nt
Organism: Phymastichus coffea
Lineage: Eukaryota; Metazoa; Arthropoda; Insecta; Hymenoptera; Eulophidae
Gene: TSG101
Product: tumor susceptibility gene 101 protein
Exons: 8
Coding region: 211-1494 (427 amino acids)
Biological process (GO): protein modification process; protein transport; endosome to lysosome transport
Cellular component (GO): ESCRT I complex
Molecular function (GO): ubiquitin binding
Source: RefSeq, a predicted model, not a curated record